Emys orbicularis (European pond turtle) is the source of this 1095-nucleotide messenger RNA. It is a transcript of the gene ELAC1, whose product is annotated as elaC ribonuclease Z 1. The coding region runs from base 1 to 1095 and encodes 364 amino acids. The record is from RefSeq and is a predicted model, not a curated record. Gene Ontology annotation, cellular component: nucleus. The transcript is spliced from 3 exons. Gene Ontology annotation, molecular function: 3'-tRNA processing endoribonuclease activity. Lineage: Eukaryota; Metazoa; Chordata; Testudines; Emydidae.
AUGUCCAUGGAUAUAACUUUUCUGGGAACAGGCUCAGCAUAUCCAUCUCCAACAAGAGGAGCUUCAGCUUUAGUCAUUCGUAGUGAAGGAGAAUGCUGGCUAUUUGAUUGUGGAGAGGGAACUCAAACACAAUUUAUGAAAAGCCAUCUUAAAGCAGGUAGAAUUACUAAGAUAUUCAUAACUCAUCUUCAUGGGGACCAUUUUUUUGGUCUUCCUGGUCUCCUGUGCACAAUUAGUCUUCAGAGUAGUUCUACUACAAGCAAGCAACCUGUUGAUAUCUAUGGACCAUUAGGACUACGAAACUUCAUUCAGAGAACUCUGGAACUCUCCCACUCACAACUUCUCUUUCCAUAUGUGGUUCAUGAACUGGUACCUACACCAGAUCAGUGCCCUGCAGAAGAAUUUAAAGAACUAUCUUACGUUGACAGAGAUGAAGUCUCUUCCAAAGAAGUGCAAGGGAGAACGCUUCAUCUGGAUCCUGUAGAAAACUCCUACACACUGGUCAACAAUCAGCAAUUUGUUAUGAAAGCAUUUCGAUUAUUUCACCGUAUUCCUUCCUUUGGAUUUUUAGUGGAGGAGAAGCAGCGGACUGGUAAACUCAAUGCACAGAAGCUAAAAGACCUUGGAGUUCAGCCAGGCCCUAUAUAUGGGAAACUGAAGAAUGGUGUUACGGUUGUCUUAGAAAAUGGAGUAACCAUUUCUCCUUCAGAUGUCUUGGAGGAGCCUAUUCCUGGAAGAAAAAUUUGUAUUUUAGGUGACUGUUCAGGUGUGGUUGGAGAUGGAGCAAAGAAACUGUGUUACGAAGCAGAUCUGUUAGUUCAUGAAGCCACACUGGAUGAUGCCCAAGUGGACAAAGCCAAAGAGCAUGGUCAUAGCACUCCAAAAAUGGCAGCUGAGUUUGCAAAGUUGUGUAAAGUUAAGAAACUGGUUCUGACUCACUUCAGUCAAAGGUAUAAACCAGCUGGUCAAAUUGGAGAAGGAGAUAUUGAUGUCACGGAACUGAAGAGACAAGCAGAAUCAGCGUUAAAUGGUCAAGAAGUAACUUUAGCUGAGGAUUUUAUGACGAUAGAAAUUCCAGGGAAAAAGCGGAAGUAG